ACUUUCAGCACUUUAAAAACAUAAAAACACCCAUAAAUCCAACCUGUGGAAUGUGAAUAAGUCAAAUUAAAUACAUAAAACAUUUACAGACUAAUAUAAAUUAAUAAACUUCCUACAUUUAUAGAAUAUAUAGGAAAUUUUGUGGUGUGAACAUUGCAUUUGGGUUCAAAUCCUAAUUGCAAUUUAGAUUUCCCUAGUCUUUGUUAUAUAGUGAGUAUUCACAGGUUUUUGUCCUACAAUCUCAAAUGCAUUUGGAAUUGUGGUUAAAAAAAAUGAAUGAAAUUUGGAAACUGACAAAAACCAUAAAUAUAGUUUGGUGUUCCUUUGAGUAAAAACUGAAACAGUAACAAGUCACAAUUUUUUUUUGCAAGAAAAUCAGCAUCUUUCGCUUCAUAAUAUAAGGAAACAAAAAAUUCUGGGUUGUCCUCUGUGAAAUAUAAAGCUCAAUAAUUGCCUUAAAAAGAUGAUUAAGUUACUUAUUGUGCUUGGAGAAACUACAUUUAUUGUGAUGAAUAGAGUAAAAUGGAUGUAUUCACUUUAUUCCCCUCUAAAAUGUGGUAAAAUCAUCUUGUCCAAUGUCAAAGUUUUAAAGAAUCGAGAAGAAUAAAAAAACUUAGUAGGAUUUACUGUUAAUUUUUAAGGAUACCCUCUCAGAGUGGUAACUAAAAUUUUACUAUAAUAUAGAUGUGAACAAUUUAUGUGCUUAUAAAAUUAGUUUUACAAAUGAAUAGUAAAUGAUCCUAAUAUAAUGACUUAAAUAUAUGGUUUUAAAAUUCAUAUUAGAACUCGAGAUAGGUAUAUUGUGAAAUUCUUUUCUGAUUUGAGAAAGUGGUCUUGAGGUCUUUUAAGAUACAUUAGAUCAUUCCUAAGUUCCCAUAAUUCUCUGAUAGAUCAGAUAGUUUACCCCUGAAAACAAAACAUUCAAUAUACAGACAUUCCUGUUAAAUUACUCUGACAAAAUGUUCAAAGUUCCAAGCAUUUUACUUGGGAUGCAUUAAUAAUGUUUUUUGUAGAUUUAUUUUCUUGAUUAUUUUUCUUUGGCUAAUAAAAUCUUACUGAUGGUAGAAGGUGGUGGCUGAGAAGUACUCUGGGUAGCAGGAGGAAGCCAGCUUCAAUUAAAAUAUUGCUGAGAAUAAUCUAAAAAGGUCCCAACUUAUCCGGAAGAAGCCCAGCACUUGACUUCUAAGAAGUUCCAAGAUUCUGUAGUGCAGACUCCAACUGCCUUCUUAUGCCUAGACUUUGAGUUGUUUUCUGGAUACCUGCAUAAGCAAGCCCUUGUCACUGCUUCGGAUUUCUACCUACGUCCUGCUUUGUCCUUCUCGCCACAGUUCUAUUCCUUCUCUUCCCUCACUACCUUGGGCACAAUGCAUAAAGGAUGGAAAAAGUACUCCGGUCAGAAGUCUUUAAGUGAGGCAUCAAUGGAUGAAUAUUUAGGCAGCUUAGGACUGUUUCGAAAGCUGACUGCCAAGGAUGCCUCUUGCCUCUUUCGGGCUAUUUCGGAACAGUUGUUUUGUAGCCAGGUCCAUCAUUUGCAAGUGAGGAGGGCUUGUGUUUCAUAUAUGAAGGAAAAUCAACAAAAUUUUGAGUCUUAUGUGGAGGGAUCUUUUGAGAAAUACCUGGAACGGUUGGGAGAUCCCAAGGAAAGUGCUGGCCAGCUGGAAAUAAGAGCUCUUUCUCUAAUUUAUAAUCGGGAUUUCAUUCUUUAUCGCCAUCCUGGAAAGCCACCCACUUGUAUCACGGAUAAUGGUUAUGAAGAAAAGAUUCUUCUUUGCUAUUCAAGUAAUGGUCAUUAUGAUUCUGUGUACUCAAAACAAUUCCAAUCAAGUGCAGCUAUUUGUCAGGCUGUAUUGUAUGAAAUUCUCUAUAAAGAUGUAUUUGUUGUGGAUGAAGAAGCAUUGAAAGCUGCAGUUGAGUUAUUUCGAAGUGGUUCCAAAAAGAACAGAAACAAUGCUGUGACUGGAAGUGAGGAUACCCAUAUUGAUUAUAAGAGUUCAACUCAGGAUAGGACUGAGGAGUGGGGUGCCUGCUGCAGGGCUGAAAAUAUACCAGAGGGCUAUAAUCAAGGAACAGAAGAAUCAAAGUCUCCAGAAAAUCCAUCAAAGAUGCUCUUCCCCUAUAAAGUGCUCAAAGCCUUGGAUCCAGAAAUCUAUCGUAAUGUAGAAUUUGAUGUUUGGUUGGACAGCAGAAAAGAACUUCAAAAAUCUGAGUACAUGGAGUAUGCAGGAAGACAGUAUUAUCUGGGAGACAAGUGUCAGGUUCGCUUGGAAUCGGGUGGAAAAUAUUUUAAUGCUCAUAUUCAAGAAGUUGGAAAUGAGAACAACUCAGUAACAGUAUUUAUUGAAGAAUUGGCAGAAAAGCAUGUUGUUCCACUGGCUAACUUAAAACCAGUUACUCAAGUGACACCUGUUCCUGCCUGGAAUGCCAUACCAAUUCGGAAGGGAAGAGGUUACCAGAAAAUACCUGGAGGCUAUGUCCCAGAAAUGGCCAUGUCAGAGAUGGACAUGAAGCAGCGAAAGAAGAUGUUCAAGAAAAUUCGAGGGAAAGAGGUUUAUAUGACUAUGGCUUACAGCAAGGGAGACCCCCUCAUUCCACCCAGGCUUCAGCAUAAUGUGCAUUGUGGGCAUGAACCUCCACUACACUACUCACAAACAGGAGGCAAUGGUUUAUCCAGUGAACAUUUUCAUCCUCAGAAUUCCUCUCAGAGACAAGGUCGGGGAUAUGGGAUGCCCAGGGAUUCAUCUCGCUUUAUAAACAGGCACAACAUAGCGGGCCCUAAAGUUGGUUUUUACCCUGGCCAAGGUAAAAGGUGCUGCCAGAGCUAUGAUAACUUCUCAUAUAGAUCUCGUUCCUUUAGACGCAGUCAUCGCCAAAUGCGUUGUAUGAAUAAGGAGUGCCAGUAUGCCUUUGCCCCAGAGAAUGGGCAGAUACCCAGUGGCUUGGAAGAAACUAUUACCUUUUAUGAAGUUGAAGAAGGAGACGAGACUGCUUAUCCAACUUUACCUAACCAUGGAGGUCCCUCUACAAUGGUACCUGCUGCUUCAGGAUACUGUGUUGCAAGGCGGGGACAAAGCUCAGGCAAACAGACUUCAAAUUCAGAGGAGGGCAACGGUCAGAGUGACAGUGGGGAAUAUCAUGAAGAGUAUCUUUAUCCUUCAGAGCCAGACUAUGAAACUUCAGGUGUAUAUAGCACAACUGCAUCUACAACAAACUUGUUUCCUCAGGACAGAAGACCAUAUUCUUUGUCUCCUCAGGAUACAGUUACCUCAUACAACUACCCCCAGAAGAUGAUGGGAAAUUCUGCAGCAGUUGCAGCUUCCUGUGCCAAUAAUGUUCCAGCUGCAGUCUUAUCUAACUGUACAGCAGCUAAUCAAGCUAGUAGUACCUCGUCAGUUUCCUCACAGAAUGUUAUACAGCCUCUAUUUGUAUCUCCACCUACAGGAGGUAGGCCAGUGAUUGCCUCACCAUCCUAUCCAUACCACUCUGCUCCUAUUCCUGCUGCUGCAGCCUCUAUCCCACCACCACCACUACCACCUCCACCACCACCACCUCCUCCUCCUCUUGAAGUGGGAGAGGCUUCAAACUUACCACCUCCACCUCCACCUUAUUCCUGUGAUCCAAGUGGCAGUGAUCUGCCUCAAGAUACAAAAGUUUUGCAGUACUAUUUCAAUCUGGGAUUGCAGUGUUAUCACCACAACUACUGGCACUCCAUGGUCUAUAUGCCACAGAUGCAGCAGCAGCAACUUCAUGUAGAGAAUUAUCCAUUGUAUUGUGAACCACCUCCUCUGGUAGACCAAACUGUUCCUCACUUUUACAGUGAGGUAGGGAGAGCAGAUGGUACACAGGUAGAAGCAUCAACAAAUGGUACUUUUCUGAAUGCCGACCCUGGAUCUAUCCCUCAUGGAGCAGUCUAUUAUCCAGUAAUGUCAGAUCCCUAUGGGCAGUCACCUUUGCCAGGUUUUGAUUCCUGCCUUCCUGUUGUGCCAGAUCAUCCCUAUGUUGCCUCCUGGCAUCCUGUUGGUCCAGCAUAUGGUGGUGGUUCUCAAAUUCAUGGUGCUAUACAUCCUGGGCCAGUUGGCUAUAUUGCUUCACCUUCAGCUUCUCAUUAUGUACCUCAGAAUAUGUAAGAUUCAGCAAUAUGAAGAAUUCUUGCACUGCCGUUUUCUUGGCAUUUUGGUUUUUAAAAGGUGUUUUAUGUUAGUGUUUAAGUGAUUUAGAUGGUAAGAAUCAUUAUUCUUCUAUCUGUCUUUAAGAUUAUUUUACCUUUUGAUUUAAAAUAUUCCUCUAAAGGAAUACUACUUUGGGCUGUGAAUAAGGAAAUCCAGAUGGAUGUACAACUAGCCCCAUAUUGAGCAUAGUUCAUUGUAUUCAGCUGUUUUCCUGUCCGCCAGCUUGUCAACUUUGUAUUAGCUGAUGGUGCCAAUUGAUAAAAAGAAUAACCAUACAAACUAUUUCCUUGUUUCAGGUAUCAUACGUCAUAUUAAACUGUUCAAAAUUGGAAUAAUUUUCACUUUUCUAGAAAGUAAAACAGCAAACCCAAGAGCUUUUGUUUGAGAAUCUCAAUAUUAAAUGAGAGAGCUCUUCAGGUUUCUUAAUCUGACCUGAGUUGUGUUCUGUGAUAUUAAUCAGUUUUGAAGGCACAUGGUGCUCUGCUUUAGAUUUCUCUCAUAUGCUGUUGUUUAAUACCAGAUUUAUGUAACUGUUUUACUGCACAGUAUUGAAUUGGUGUCCUUUGCACAGUUAGCAGUAAAUAAAAACUA
Molecule: messenger RNA, 4757 nt
Organism: Sciurus carolinensis (gray squirrel)
Lineage: Eukaryota; Metazoa; Chordata; Mammalia; Rodentia; Sciuridae
Gene: Alg13
Product: ALG13 UDP-N-acetylglucosaminyltransferase subunit
Exons: 25
Coding region: 1365-4124 (919 amino acids)
Biological process (GO): protein deubiquitination; dolichol-linked oligosaccharide biosynthetic process
Molecular function (GO): hexosyltransferase activity; cysteine-type deubiquitinase activity
Source: RefSeq, a predicted model, not a curated record